GGAGAGGCCGGCAGCUGUUGCUACCUCACAGCGGUCCCACCCUGCGCGACGAGGACCGCCCACGUCCUGACCAGCAGCUGAGCUGAGCGUCGGCGACUCUUCGGGAAGCUCGGCUGAGGGACGCCAGAGAGCGGACGGACCAGAAAUUCGAAGCUCCUUCCCGCACGCGCCACCCGAUGCCCCUUCGGCGGUCGAGUCGCCCGUGACGUCGGCCAUGUCCGGUCGGAGGCGGCCGGCGCUGGCCGCCCUCGGCGUGGCCUCCGUCCUCUGCGUCUACUUCCUGUCCGGGCAUCUGGAGUACCCCCUGGGGCUGUCCUGGUCCCACUUGGCCCGGAGCGAGCCGCGUCUCCACGGAAACCGCACGAGCCCCGCCCCCUCAGCGGCGACCCCGCGCGGCCCCGCCCCCGCCGGCACUCCGCCGGCUCCGGCCGACGUCGCGGCCACCCGCGGGGGCGUCGGCGCCGGGCCCGGCGAGGCUCCCUUCGUCGGAGACGCUUACGCCGGCGAAGACGUCCCGCCGCAAACCGACUGCCCCGACGGCAUCCGGAACCGCAUCCCCGAGUCUGAAUUUGCCGGGCUGUUCCUGAAGGACGUUCCGGUGCUGCAGUGGUCCAAACACGCCACGGCCGACGAAUACCGCCGCCUGGGCCCGUACGCCGGCGCCAACGGCUGGGGGGGCCUCACCUUCCAAACGCUGGCGGACGCGCUGGCGGCGCUCAACGGGUCCGCCAACGCCGCCGUCCUCGACGACUGGGAGGGCCGCGCCGGGUCGUCCCGCUGCAUCCGCUGCGCCGUGGUCGGCAACGGCGGCAUCCUCAGGGACUCCAAGAAGGGCGAGGAGAUCGACCGGCACCACUACGUCUUCAGGACCAACGGCGCCAUCUUGGCGGGCUUCGAGGAGGACGUGGGCGUCCGCACCACCCACUACAGCUUCUCCACCAACACGCUGAUCAACUCCAUGAGGAGCUACGCCUCCGCCGGCUACCGAGGGCCGCCGCGGUCUCAGGAAACGCGCUACGUCUUCCUGCCCGACCACGACCGCGACUACCUGAUGGUGAAGGCGGCGGCCCGGCGGACCCUCGUCGAGGGAGGACGCGAGCGAGGCAAAGAUCCCACGGCGUACUUCGGGAAGGACGUGACGGCGGCCAAGUUGAAGAUGUACCAUCCCGACUUCGUCCGCUACCUCAGAAACAGGUUCCUCCCGUCCCAAACCCUGAAAACCAAACACAAGAACAUCUACCGGCCGUCCACCGGCGCCGUCAUGCUGCUGGCGGCGCUGCACGCCUGCGACCGGGUCAGCGCGUACGGCUUCAUGACGCCCCAGUACAAAAAGUACUCGGACCACUACUACGACGACAAGUACCGACCCGUGGGAUUCUUCGUCAACCACGACCUGAUGCUGGAGAUGAAGCUGUGGCAGCGGCUGCACCGGGCCGGUCUCAUCGCGCUCUACAUGCGCUCCUGAGCACUUGGGGGCGCUUCUGAACGCCGCUGGACUCUCGUGGAUCCGGGAGCGAGCGGGCCCGGGUGCACCCGGACGGGUCAUUCGCGACGCAGCCAUCGAGCGAGCGCCCGCGCAAAGAGGACGGAGCCAAAAGCGGCGCCCCCGGCCGGACCGUUCGCCGUGGUCGGAAUUGGGUCGCGCGCUAGCCGCAAAAAUCGCCUGCCAAAGAAAAACGCGGAUUGACGUUUACGACGAGUUCUCGUCAACGUUCGAGAUGGCUUUUAAAAACUUGUCUUGGUUCUUUCCAGCGACACUUAAACCAAAUGUUUGAAAUGUUUUUGGGAAAUAUUUUGGAAGACGUUUUUGUUUUUGACACAGAUGUCUCCAAAUUAAUAUCUGAAUGAUAAUGAUUGAAAAUAAAAGCGGCCCUUUUCACCUGUUGUAGACAUUUAUUUUGAAGG
Syngnathoides biaculeatus (alligator pipefish) is the source of this 1905-nucleotide messenger RNA. RefSeq names its product ST6 (alpha-N-acetyl-neuraminyl-2,3-beta-galactosyl-1,3)-N-acetylgalactosaminide alpha-2,6-sialyltransferase (gene st6galnac). NCBI's taxonomy places the organism in Eukaryota, Metazoa, Chordata, Actinopteri, Syngnathiformes, Syngnathidae. Bases 215 to 1465 code for a protein of 416 amino acids. The record is from RefSeq and is a predicted model, not a curated record. Gene Ontology annotation, molecular function: sialyltransferase activity. The transcript has 9 exons.